GAGGGCAGCGUUGGCGGCGGCGCGAGCGGCCGACCGUCCCUUCUCGCGUGUGGGUCGAGUGGCCGGCCGCCCACUGUCCUAGAGGAAGGCGGGAGCGGGGUGCGGCCAGAGGCUUCCUAGACAGUGGGCAGAAGGGCCUCAACGUGGAGGUCGUGGCCACCUUUUCCCGGCUGGCCGCCGCUUCCUCUUCCUCCCUCGCGGCCGGCUCCCCGAAGGCCUUUCUCACUGAGCCCUUUUGCCAGCACCUGGUGCGGGGAGCGGGGCGCCAUUUCGGGGCCAGGGUCCCCAGCGGGGUUUUCUCAGUUGAGGCGGGGGUGGAAGGAAAGGGACGCGAGCUUUUCCUCCCCACGUGGCCUGGGUGAAGGGCACGCGCUCCCUGCGGGGAAGCGCCGCCCCUCAGACCUGCCCGCCGCGGAAUGGAGCGGCCCUUGUCUGGCGGAGUACGCGUUGGGGUCACUCGAGAGCCGCUGCCCACCUGCUGGAGAGAGGAAGGCAGAUGCAUGGUUGGUGACUUUCCAGAUGCUGAGGUACCUGUAUCCUUGGCACAGGCCAGUACUGAGCUUUAGUUGGAGUAGGCUGUGCCUUCUGAAGCAACACCUGUUUACAAUGAAGUUGCAGUCUCCAGACUUUCAGUCACUUUUCACAGAAGGAUUGAAGAGUCUGACAGAAUUAUUUGUCAAAGAGAACCAUGAAUUAAGAAUAGCGGGAGGUGCAGUGAGGGAUUUAUUAAAUGGAGUGAAGCCUCAGGAUGUGGAUUUUGCCACCACUGCUACCCCGGCUCAGAUGAAGGAGAUGUUUCAGUCUGCUGGGAUUCGGAUGAUAAACAACAAAGGAGAAAAGCACGGAACGAUUACUGCCAGGCUUCAUGAAGAAAAUUUUGAAAUUACAACACUACGGAUUGAUGUACUCACUGAUGGAAGACAUGCUGAGGUAGAAUUCACAACUGACUGGCAGAAAGAUGCUGAACGCAGAGAUCUCACUAUAAAUUCAAUGUUUUUAGGUUUUGAUGGUACCUUAUUUGACUAUUUUAAUGGUUAUGAAGAUUUAAAAAAUAAGAAAGUUAGAUUUGUUGGACAUGCUAAACAGAGAAUACAAGAAGAUUAUCUAAGAAUUUUAAGAUAUUUCAGGUUUUAUGGGAAAAUUGUAGACAAACCUGGUGAUCAUGAUCCUGUUACCUUGGAAGCAAUUGCAGAAAAUGCAAAAGGCCUGGCUGGAAUAUCAGGAGAGAGGAUUUGGGUGGAACUGAAAAAAAUUCUCAUUGGUAACCAUGUAAAUCAUUUGAUUCACCUUAUCUAUGAUCUUGAUGUAGCUCCUCAUAUAGGUUUACCUGCUAAUGCAAGUUUAGAAGAAUUUAACAAAGUCUGUAAAAAUGUUGAAGGUUUUUCACCAAAGCCAAUGACUGUUUUGGCCUCAUUAUUCAAAGUACAGGAUGAUGUCACAAAAUUGGAUUUGAGGUUGAAGAUUUCAAAAGAAGAGAAAAACCUUGGCUUAUUUAUAGUUAAAAAUAGGAAAGAUUUGAUUAAAGCAACAGAUAGUUCAGAACCAUUGAAACCCUAUCAAGACUUCAUUAUAGAUUCUAGGGAACCUGAUGCCUCUACUCGCAUAUGUGAACUACUGAAGUACCAAGGAGAGCACUGUCUCCUAAAGGAAAUGGAGCAGUGGUCCGUUCCUCCAUUUCCUGUAAGUGGCCAUGACAUCAGAAAAGUGGGCAUUUCUUCAGGAAAAGAAAUUGGGGCUCUAUUACAACAGUUGCGAGAACAGUGGAAAAAAAGUGGUUACCAAAUGGAGAAAGAUGAACUUCUCAGUUACAUAAAGAAGAACUAAAAUUGAUGGCUACUAAAAACCAGAACAUUUUUGGUAAUACUGUUUUUCUUACCCUUCCUUUUAGUGAGAUUUAGGAAACUAUAGUGGAAUAAAAACCAGCUUAGGAGGACCUCUUCAGUAGAAUAAAGGUCUUACUUUGUGAAAUAUAAUUAUAUUUCGGGCACUAAACUGAAGUCUACCUCCUCUUGAUCUGAUUGAUAUCAUUGAACCUUAUAAUGCUUUUGGAAUAGUUCCAACUGAGAAAAGUACAGCUGUCUUCUAUCUUUUUAUAUUUGCAGAGGGCGGUACUAAGAUCGAUCUUAAAAAAGUAAUUGUUUUAAAGAAUAGAUGUUUAUUUGCAAGUGAAAUAACUGGUUACUCUAUAUGAUGACUGUCUAUAAGUGUCACUUAUCUGAAUUCUAAAAUAAACUUGUGCCUGAAAAGAAAAUAGUUGACAAAUUUGCAUAAAAUAUCGUGUAUAAAAUACAAAUACUAAAUGUGCCAUUGGUGGCUGGCAUUCGUACAUAAGGGGUUUGUUGUAGUAAGCUCUGUUUCAGUAUGUUAUUUUUCUCUGUCAUAAUUUCUUUAUGUAUGCAAAGCCUGGGAAAGUUACGGGAUUAAUUUGAGGGUUCGUCUUCUGACAAGUAUAAUACAAGUACUCGGAUACAAGUAUGUAAGUAUUUGUAUAUUGCACUUGAUAUAGGAGGGCUGUCUGGAAAGUAUCCACCCAUGUAACCAUUUUUGUUAUACUAACAAUGGCUGGAUAUCUUCUGGAUAGCCCUCUUAAUCAGGUACAAUAUAUGAAUACUCCUGUCUCUUCAAAGAUUUGAGCCCUAAGUGCUUUCGUUAUGUGAACAGAUGUAUAGCAUAAAGUAUUAUC
Messenger RNA from Lemur catta (Ring-tailed lemur), 2683 nucleotides. RefSeq names its product tRNA nucleotidyl transferase 1 (gene TRNT1). Bases 520 to 1824 code for a protein of 434 amino acids. The record is from RefSeq and is a predicted model, not a curated record. Gene Ontology annotation, molecular function: nucleotidyltransferase activity; RNA binding. NCBI's taxonomy places the organism in Eukaryota, Metazoa, Chordata, Mammalia, Primates, Lemuridae. The transcript has 8 exons. Gene Ontology annotation, biological process: RNA processing.